Messenger RNA from Lachancea fermentati, 420 nucleotides. Lineage: Eukaryota; Fungi; Ascomycota; Saccharomycetes; Saccharomycetales; Saccharomycetaceae. The record is from the annotation of a GenBank genome assembly.
AUGCUUAAGUCUGCCUUUAACGCAUCACGUCUUGCUGGUGUAUCAACACGGAUGUUGUCUACAAAGGUUCCUAAAAUUUACCACUUUGAAGAUGUCAAAUCCCUUAUUCAAAAGCCUAACCCCUCUAAAAUUCUCGUCGACGUCCGAGAGCCCAACGAGGUUAAACAACAUGCUCUACCAACUGCUAUCAAUUUACCAUUGAAAACGGCGCCCGGUGCUCUCAGUUUGAAGCCAGAGGAAUUUGAGGAUGUUUUCCAUUUCAAAAAGCCUAGUACUGAUAAGGAGUUGAUCUUCUUUUGCGCUGCUGGUGUUAGGGCGAAAGCAGCCGAGGAACUGGCAAGAUCUUAUGGUUAUGAAAACACUGGUAUAUACCCAGGUUCAAUGAACGAGUGGUUGGAGAAGAGCGGUAAUAAGUCGUAG